Molecule: messenger RNA, 3733 nt
Organism: Homarus americanus (American lobster)
Lineage: Eukaryota; Metazoa; Arthropoda; Malacostraca; Decapoda; Nephropidae
Gene: Septin2
Product: septin-2-like
Exons: 10
Coding region: 11-1426 (471 amino acids)
Biological process (GO): cytoskeleton-dependent cytokinesis
Cellular component (GO): septin complex; microtubule cytoskeleton; cell division site
Molecular function (GO): GTPase activity; GTP binding; molecular adaptor activity
Source: RefSeq, a predicted model, not a curated record
UGGAAACAUCAUGGCGGCUGUGGCUGUUGAACGUCCUCCGUCACCUUCCUCCCCUGCCUCGGGAGUUGGGGAUGGGACGUCAAGAGAGGGUUCCAUCCUAUCCUCUACCUCAGCCAGGUCUGUCUCCAGCGCUGCUUUCACCGCCCCAAGUCCUGACCUUCAUCUUGGUGACUGGUAUACAGAUCAGAUUGAGGAGAAGAUUCGUACCCUGAAGCUGUCUGGGCAUGUUGGGUUUGAUUCUCUCCCUGAUCAGCUGGUGGCUAAGUCAACCCAAAAUGGAUUCACUUUCAACAUUCUCUGUAUUGGUGAGACUGGUAUGGGAAAGUCCACACUUAUGGACACACUUUUCAACACAAGUUUUGAAUCUAAUCCAGCACCACACACCCUCCCAGCUGUCAAGCUCAAGUCUCACACUUAUGAGCUUCAGGAGUCUAAUGUCAGGCUCAAGCUGACUAUUGUUGACACUGUAGGUUAUGGAGACCAGAUUAACAAAGGUGAUAGCUUCACAGCAAUUGUUGACUAUAUUGACAAGCAGUUUGAUGACUAUCUGCAGGAAGAACUGAAGAUUAAGCGUAGCCUUUCUGCCUAUCAUGAUUCCAGAAUCCAUGCCUGCCUUUACUUCAUCUGCCCCACUGGCCAUGGACUCAAGAGUAUUGACCUGGUUUGCAUGAAGAAACUGGACUCAAAAGUAAAUGUGAUACCUGUCAUUGCCAAAGCUGAUACUAUCUCAAAGUCAGAGCUGACAAAGUUCAAGCAGCGCAUUAUACAGGAGAUAAAGGCCAAUAAUAUCCAGAUUUACCAGUUUCCCACUGAUGAUGAUACCAUGGUCAAGAUCAACACUGAGAUGAACAACCAGAUUCCAUUUGCAGUUGUUGGAAGCACUGACUUUGUGAGAGUAGGUAACAAGAUGUUGAGAGCCCGUCAGUAUCCUUGGGGCACUGUGCAGGUUGAAAAUGAAAGUCACUGUGACUUUACCAAGCUUAGAGAGAUGUUGAUUCGAACCAAUAUGGAGGAUAUGCGAGAGGUAACACAUCAGCGUCAUUAUGAGCUGUACCGGAAGAAGAUCCUUGAAACGAUGGGCUUCUCUGAUGUGGGUCAAGAUAACCAACCUGUAAGCUUCCAGCAAACAUUUGAGCAAAAACGUGUUGAGCAUCGUGAUGAGCUGCAACGCAAGGAAGAUGAGAUGAGGCAAACAUUUGUCUUGCGAGUUAAAGAAAAGGAGACUGAACUUAAAGAAGUAGAGAAGGAGCUUUACACAAAAUAUGACACACUGAAGAGAGAACAUGCAGAAGAGAAGAAAAGGUUUGAGGAUCUCAAGAAACGGCUUGACGAAGAAAAAGCAGAGUUCCAGAAGCGUAAACACCAAGUAUCCACUCAACAGCUCACUUCUCACACCCUCACACUGGGCAAAAGUAAGAAGAAGUAAAGUUGGAUAAUUAAAAAUGGUACUGGAUUUUACUGAAUUGAGACAAAGAAGAAAAUGAGACAAACCUUCAAAAAAAAAUAAAAAAUAAAAUAAAAUAAAAUUAUGAAGAUUAUUAAAUGUGUGAAAAGUUGAACCACGUUUAAGGAAAAAGAUGAUAAUUAGAAAAUUUUAUUAACUAUAUAAUAUACACUAUAAAAGUACUCCAGAAUAAAUGAAAACUAUACAGGUAUUCUAUAUUGAGAGACUGAAAAAGUGUUAAGAAAAUUACAAAUAACCAAACUGGUCUUCUUGUGAUUGUGUUUUACAAUAAAGUACUGGUAGUUUAGUAGAAUGACCAGUAUACUAUUGUCUACUGGAUCUUUUCUAUGUUUUAUUUGUGUCAAGCCUUUAAAAUCUUAGUGCUCAUUAUUACCCAGACAUAAAGUGUUUAGUACUAGUUUUUCAGUUGAUACACAAGAUUGUUUUAAUUUUAUUUAUAAGUAUAUUUCAUUAAUAAUUUCAAAUACAGUAUAUACAGUACAGCAAAUGUCAAAUCAGCUAGUGAGAUAAUACCUUCCUAUUAGGAUAUUCUAAUGUAAAGAAUGUAUAUAGAUAUUAGAUGGUAAAGAAGUAAACUACUGUAUUAAGUAUUCUUCCAUAAAGAUCAACACUAAAAUGAAAAUUAUACUUGUGUUAGACAAAACAUGCUGCUCUCUGAUGUGUUGAUAAGAUGUAUUUUUUGUGCCACUUUAAUAUGAUAUAUGUGAAGAAACAUACAGAUAUCUUACCUAUUAAUUACUUAAGAGUAAAGUAUUUAGGCAGUACUAUAGUGUACUGUAAGAGUGGGUAUACUAUAUUGUACUUUGAACAGAUGCCACAACUUUGAAAAAUCAGUUUUAUUCACAUUUAUUUUUAUUUUAAGGCACCCUAUUAAAUUGUUCUUGCAUUUGAUUAUUUGAUGACUUUACAGACCAUGAAAUAAUAUAUUAAUUUUGGCACAGUUGAUUUUAAAACUGCAUUUAUUUUUUCCUGAUUCCAUUACCAUUCACCAAUGAAGCUUCUUAAGGGAAUCCAAAUGCAGUUGAGACAUUGAAUCUCUCUGUUCAGAUUAUAGCAGAUGGUAUUAAAUCUGACAGAUUUAUAAACAGACCUAAUACCUACAAAUAUGGUACAGUACUGCACUCAGUUUUACUGUGUCAGUUUCUCUCUCAAAAAAAGGGAAAAAAUACAUAUUUUGUUUGAUAGUGGAGUUUUAAAGCUGUGUUAUGUUCUCAGAUUUAUACUUUACUGAUAACUGAUGACACGUAUUUCAUCAAUUUAUUUUAAGGGAAGGUAUUUUUUAAGUGUACUGAAAUGCAAGGAUGUCUUAAAAUCUAGCAGUAAAUGGAAAAUUAGAUCAGAAGACAAAAUGUGUAGUGGAUUUUUUUCUUUUAAUCUUCAUAAGUUAACUGUGUUUACCAAGGCACAAAUUCAUUUCUUUUCAUUUUCACAGAUGAAAUUUAUUGUAGCUCAAAUAUAUACAGUAGAUCAUGAAAUAUGUGUACCACCCUUCCUGGAAUGUAGGAAAUUAUGCCAUGAUAUAGAUGGAAGAUUCUGUAUUACACAAUACUUCCUUUAGGUGACUUAAAGUAAGUAAGAUGGAAAGUGAGACUACUGUGUUCAGAAAUUAGGAUAAUAUGUUGUGGCCAGCUAUACCAAAGCUUCUUGUAUUGUUCUUGUUUAUUCAGUGCUUUAGUAGUCAUGAACUGAAGGUUUGUUUUCUAGUAUUAGCUUAUUUGGUCAGUCUUGUCCUGAAAUAAAAUUAUUUUUGUGAAUUUUUCAGAGUUAGUUUUGUUGUUGACUAGAUUCUGAAAUUCCUUUUACAAUAAAAAUUAUAUAUAAUUAAUAAGGAUAUAAAGUUUCAUAGUGUCACUGAUGAAGUGCAGGUGAUACUGUACACUCUUUGUUUGCUACACCUUGAUUCUAAAGUACAGUAGUAUUUUAUUAAUGUAAAAAUUUACAACCACGGUUUCGUACUUAACACUUCCACAGGAAAUGUAUGAGAAUAUCAUUCCAUUUUUAGUCAUUUUCGUCCGGGUUCUAGCAGAUUUUGUUUACCAUAAUUGAGGAUAUUAUUCAUCAUGGUCAAGGCUACUAUAGUACUCUAUCUUAGUUUUUGAAGAGCUUGUAAGAAUAUUAAUAUUCUUGGAUUCUACCAAACUCUUUCUAGUCUAAGAUUAACUAUUUUGUAUGCAUGUCAUAAUAUUAAAAUUUCUAGAUACCUGUACUGCCUUCCAUUCCUGUCAUUAAUAGUUUUUGUAUGAAGUUUAAAUAUAUCUAAAAAUUGAA